Messenger RNA from Marchantia polymorpha subsp. ruderalis, 686 nucleotides. NCBI's taxonomy places the organism in Eukaryota, Viridiplantae, Streptophyta, Marchantiopsida, Marchantiales, Marchantiaceae. The record is from the annotation of a GenBank genome assembly.
CGCAGACGAGGUUUAUCGUCGAUGACCGAUGGAGCCAAGGAAGAAACAGAGACCUAGUCUCUUUACUUGCGAAGCCUGCAAAUUUCUUCGCAAGAAGUGCACGUACGACUGUCCAUUAGCGCCACACUUUCCUGCAGAUGGACCCUUAAGGUAUCCAAUAGUGCACACAAUUUUGGGGCGCCAUAAUGUCACCAAGAUUUUGCAAAACUUGCCGGAGUUGAGCCGAGCGGAUGCAGCAACGACGUUGUAUCUCGAGGCCGAGGCAAGGAUUAAGGAUCCGGUUUGCGGAUGCUCUGGCGAAAUUUACAGAACCGAGAAAAGGAUUACGGAGCUCCAAGCAGAAAUUUACAGAGCCGAGAAAAGGAUUACGGAGCUGAUGCAGCGUAUAGACAUUUUGGAGGAGAAGAUUCGCAAGAGACCGAAUGAGGAGGGGAUGGUGGCUGUCACCUUGCAGCUCUUCACGUAAAAUUUCUUCAGAUAGAUCAGAAUGGAUUUUUAGCUCGUUGCCAGUCUCGAACAAUCUUAGAGAGACAUAAACCAUUGAGGAAGAGUGACUCAACCUCCUGAUCUGUACCUCCUUGUUCGAGGUCUUCCUUCCUCGCACAUAAACUAUUUCCUUAUAGAAUUCAUGGUCGCAUGAUUGUCAUUCUCUAAUUCUCGUUUUCUCAAUAUAAUUUUGCUUCUUU